AUUCGUUUGCUCUUGUUUUUAUCAGGUAAGCAUCAUUUGUAGACUACAUUUUCAGAGAGAAAUGGGUAUAUUCCCUGGCUUGAUCAAUCAGAACACACAACAGCCUCCAGAGGUCGAGUCCAAGAGAUCUAGGAAUGUUAAAACUAAGUCAGUGUCUGAGACUUAUCCAGAGAACAGAGAAGAAUUAAAGAAGCAAUUAAAACUUUGGAGAGCUUCAGAUAAGAAAUCUCCAUGGUAUGAUUAUCCUCCUAAAGUUAAGGUGACAAACGAAAAGGAUCUUUACCAUUUGAACAUGAAAUUUACAAUAGGAUUACCUCCUGAAGCAGUCUUCGAUAUACUCACUACUUAUGAGAACCCAUCAUACUUCACAAUGAUGAAAAAGCGCCAAACUCUGGAACACGUAUCAAGUAAAGUUUUUAGCGAUCUUGGACCGACAGAGAAGCACGUGAGGGUGGAAAAAGCUGCUCCCUGGAGGUUCCUUUGGUGGUCUGGAUCUAUCCCGGUACAUCUAACUUUCAAUGAGAGCCGGAAAGAUUUCAGCACACUAUAUAUGAUUCCUAAAAAGAACGUGAUGUUCAUGAAAACGUUCUAUGGUAAGUGGCAAAUAGAGCCAUGGUACGUAGAUAACAUGCGCUUUUGCAAGCCGAGGCUCCCAAAGAAUCGAGAAGAAUAUAGACAAUGUACCGGUGGAAAAGGAUUGAUUGGCUCGAGAGUGACAUUGGACCAGUAUUUUCAGCCUUCUUCUUAUCUUAACCUGCCACCACUUUCUUGGUACAUCCGUAGGGCCACCGUCAAGACCACCAAGGCUCUAAUCGAAGAUCUUCAAAUUCAGGCCGCCGUUAUCAGAAGCGUUUGAAACUCUUUCCAAUCCGAUAUUUGCUAGUUAUACCAUUUUUAUACAAACAUUAACCUCAAAUAUUGGAAUACUGUAAAAACAAUUUCACGUUCUGUCAAGAAGAAAGAAAGAAUCACUUUAUAUAAUUCCGAACAUCGGAAUACUAAUUGGUAAAAAACCCAAGAAUUU
This is a messenger RNA of Arabidopsis thaliana (thale cress), 1024 nucleotides long. Its product is annotated as OBP32pep protein, putative (DUF220). The coding region runs from base 62 to 856 and encodes 264 amino acids. The transcript has 5 exons. The record is from RefSeq and is marked reviewed. Lineage: Eukaryota; Viridiplantae; Streptophyta; Magnoliopsida; Brassicales; Brassicaceae.